Lodderomyces oxycetoniae is the source of this 3219-nucleotide messenger RNA. RefSeq lists its product as uncharacterized. NCBI's taxonomy places the organism in Eukaryota, Fungi, Ascomycota, Pichiomycetes, Serinales, Debaryomycetaceae. Bases 1 to 3219 code for a protein of 1072 amino acids. Gene Ontology annotation, molecular function: nucleic acid binding; ATP binding. The record is from RefSeq and is a predicted model, not a curated record. The transcript has a single exon.
AUGCAGUCCAUUUGCUUUAACGCAAUCUACAACGCCUCCAAUAAUUGCGUCCUAAGCUCCCCAACUGGUUCUGGUAAAACAGUUUUGUUUGAAUUGGCGAUACUUCGUGAAUUUUCCAAUACUUCCAAUCCCAAUGAAGUAAAAGCACUAUAUCUUGCGCCGACAAAAGCAUUAUGUAAUGAAAAACACCUUGAGUGGUCAAAGAAGCUUGCCCAUAUAGGUAUAACUGUAGGAAUGCUAACUGGAGACACCUCCUAUAAGGAAGCUGAGAAUGUACGGAAAUCAAAAGUGAUCAUUUCAACUCCAGAAAAAUGGGAUAUAGUAACAAGAAAAUGGAGAGAUUACAAGAAACUUUUUGGAUUUGUGAAAUUGCUUUUGGUUGAUGAAGUUCACGUUUUAAGGGAAUCUCGCGGAGCAACAUUGGAAGUGGUUAUCACUAGAAUGAAGAAAAUAUGUGAAAAAUUGCGGGUAUUGGCUAUUUCUGCAACAAUUGCCAACGCACAUGAUAUUUCUAAAUGGAUUGGACGCAGCUAUGAAAGUAAUGAUUCGGCCGUUACCUUUACCUUCAAUGACUCUUAUCGAGCGGUAAACUUGCGGCAACUCGUUUAUGGCUUCAAAUCAAGUAAUGAGAAUGUUUUCUUAUUUGAUAUUCUAUUGAACUCCAAGUUAACGGAGGUGAUCAACAGGCAUUCAAAUAAUAAACCAGUUCUCAUUUUCUGUUGUACAAGGAGUAGUUGCCAAUUUACUGCCAAGUUUUUAGCUGAAAAUUAUAGCACGUCGAGAGGAGUUCUUUUGAAAUUGAAAGAUAAAGAUCUUUGCUCCUACGCCAAAUGUGGUAUUGGUUAUCAUCAUGCUGGUCUUACAUUUGGCGAUCGCAAACAAAUAGAGUUGUCAUUUUUGAAUGGGAAAAUCAAGUAUCUUUGCUGUACGUCUACUCUCGCUGUUGGUAUCAAUCUUCCCGCUUAUCUAGUCAUUAUCAAGGGAACAAAAUGUUGGAGUGAUAAGGGGUUCCAAGAGUACACUGAAACGGAUAUUUUACAAAUGAUGGGAAGAGCAGGGAGACCACAGUUUGAAAAUGAAGGCGUGGCUGUGAUAAUGACCGAUUCUACACUGAAGCAAAAGUAUGAAAAAAUAGUUAAAGGCACAGAAAUAGUAGAAAGUAGUUUACAUUUGAAUUUUCCAGAACAUCUAGUUGCUGAAAUAGCAGCGGGGAAUAUAAAGAGCGUUGAUGACGCUCUAUCAUGGGUUAAAAGAACUUAUUUUUACGUGAGGUUUCUUUCCAAUCCUUCAUAUUAUGAUAUUCCUAAAAAGAGCACUGGUCUUGAGAAUUGCUUGCUUGAGUUUUGCAAAGAUCACGCAUUUAGUUUAGUAAAGGAGAAGUUAAUCUCAGAAAACUAUGUUUGCACUGCAUACGGCUACUCCAUGACGAUGCAUUAUAUAUGUUUCGAUACGAUGAAAUCACUAAUCAAAGCAAAAAGUCAGUUAACAAUUGCCGAGUUAUUGGAUAUUUUGUCAAGAGCUAAAGAGUUUUCCGAUAUCAAGUUGAAACAUCAAGAAAAGAGAUUUUACAAAGAAAUCAACAAUUCUUCACUAUUACGAUAUCCCUGUAGUAAUCUGAAGAAUAUGGAGCAUAGCGACAAAAUCAAAAUCAUUAUACAAUUUGAACUAGGAGGCAUGGAGCUUCCUAAUUAUAGUGGAGCAAUGAAAUUACAUUCGGCUUUUUUAGGUGACAAGUUUUACACUUUCAAACACGUUGCACGUAUUAUGACGGCGAUUUUAGAUGUAUUUGUGGAAAGACGAGAUGCCAUAUCGUUGAAAAAUCUGAGCUACUUAAUGCGUUGUAUUCAAGGACGAUGCUGGGAAGGAACACCAAACGAACUUCGACAAUUGGAGGGUGUUGGGCCUGCUGGAGUCAAAAAAUUUGUGAGUCACAAUAUCUUGUGUAUAGAGGAUGCCAAGUGCUUAAGUGAUACCCAAAUUGAAUAUUUCUUAGCACAAAAACCAGGUGCCGGCACAAAGGUGAAAAGAAGUAUACUGUGCAUACCAAUUUUGGACCUUGAUAUUAAGCUACGAAGCCAACAUCUUCUGGAACUUUUGUGUAAUGCGAUAAAGUGCGUUUUCGAAGUCACUGUUGCUGUAAGCACCCCCUCAACUAUCUGGAAGAAUCAAAUGAUGUUUGUUCAAAUUAUAAGCGAGAUUGGGGGGCGUUUGAUUGAUUUUAGAAGAAUUCCUGUCAAAAAGUUGGCGGGCUCUAAAACAUUUACCGUCACUUCAUCAAUAAGUACUUUAGCACAAACUUUUACAUGCCAAGCAUCAGUGGAGACUUUUGCUGGCAUGCUAAUAAGUCGCAGUUUUUGCAUUGAAACUUCUCCAGAAAUCAAGAAAAGAUUUGUAGAAGAAGUCAUUGAUGAUUUUGAGUUUAGCCAGCUGCAGAACGAGGAGGAAGAGGAGGAAGAGGAAGAGGAGGAAGAGGAAGAGGAGGAAGAGGAGGAGGGGGAAGAGGAGGAGGGGGAAGAGGAGGAAGAGGUGGAUGAUAAAAAGGACCUUCGGUCUCAACAAUUCAACCGAGGUAAAAAGUGGGAAGAAGUAGAAGUGAAGAAGGAGCAAAAUAUGAUGAAACAAAACUUGGUUCCUUCAGAACGUGCAAUGCUCUCUAAUGGAAAUUAUCAAUGUAAACAUAAUUGCAAAGAUAAAACAGGGUGUCGACAUUUAUGUUGCAAAGAAGGAGUACCUGCCGACUCUGUUCAAAUCAAAAAGGCGGCUCCUUCUUUGUUGGUGCAAAAUGGAAGUCAAAUAAUUGCAAUGGAGAGUGAUGAAUCAAACACAAAAAAGAAGAAGAAGAAGAAGAAGGAGGAAAACAAAAUACGCACAGUAGUGAAAACGAGUUCUAAUGCAAAUCACAACGCAGAAACAAUCGGUGGUUCGAAUGAAGAUAGUGGAGAGGAGAAGGAGGAGGAGAAUUGCAAAUUGAAUUCUGGAAAACUGGAUUUAUACGCAACAACUUUGACAACUCUUCUGUUGAGAUGUAAAGGAAACUUAAAGAAUAACGAAUCGCAAAGCUCAAACAACUCUGCCGUUUUCAAAAACAAAGUUUUACGUAAAAAGCGGUCGAUUUUUGAUAUAAGCUCGGACGAGGAAUGUGACUUUUUUACCCCAAGCAAGCGUACAACAAUAUUCAGUCCUGAAAAAUUAGUCAAGCGUAAACUUUUUGAAAUUUGA